AUGUGGUGGUGGAGAGGAAUUCAGAUACAACUCUGCCUUUUACUCUCCUACCCCAUACUCUGGUUCAUCUUUAUUCCCAAAGAUCCCAAAUUCAUCAUCACAGAUGCCUCUCUAACCCAAUUCAGUUUCACCAACCAAAACGCAACCCUCGACUACAACCUUGCCCUCAACAUGACCAUCAUCAACCCCAACAGAAAGGCUGCCAUAUUUUACACUAAAAUACAAGUCGCAGCUAACUAUAGAAACAAAGUAUUUUCUCUCGUCACUUUGCCUUAUGAACCACUUCACUGCUGCGGCAGGAACAGAACCAUUUCGCAGAACGUAACUCUUAAAGGGAGCAAGUCUGUGGUGUUUGAAGAACAAGACAUUUCCCAGUUUAACUCGGAGACUAUUGCUGGCAUUUACAGUAUUGACUUGAAGCUUUAUGUUAAUAUGGUAUUAUUCGGCUAUUUCAACACAAAGUAUUCCAACCCAUCGUACCAGAUCGACUGCAAGCUGAAGGUUCCUUUGCAGUUUAGUGAAGCAUCUGCAAACCGCUUCACUUUCAAGACUACCAAGUGCAGAAAUGAUAUAUCAUUGCAGACCCUGAAGCAGUGGGCUAUGUCAGUCGAGUUUUUCCUUCACAACCAGACCAUCCAAGUGUUGCUUAUUUGUAUCUAUAUUUUUGCAGCUGUGCGUGGUUAA
This is a messenger RNA of Fragaria vesca subsp. vesca, 684 nucleotides long. RefSeq lists its product as uncharacterized. The transcript has a single exon. The coding region runs from base 1 to 684 and encodes 227 amino acids. Gene Ontology annotation, biological process: defense response to other organism. The record is from RefSeq and is a predicted model, not a curated record. NCBI's taxonomy places the organism in Eukaryota, Viridiplantae, Streptophyta, Magnoliopsida, Rosales, Rosaceae.